Messenger RNA from Myotis davidii, 1772 nucleotides. It is a transcript of the gene GDF2, whose product is annotated as growth differentiation factor 2. The coding region runs from base 208 to 1491 and encodes 427 amino acids. Gene Ontology annotation, molecular function: growth factor activity; cytokine activity. The transcript has 2 exons. The record is from RefSeq and is a predicted model, not a curated record. NCBI's taxonomy places the organism in Eukaryota, Metazoa, Chordata, Mammalia, Chiroptera, Vespertilionidae. Gene Ontology annotation, cellular component: extracellular region. Gene Ontology annotation, biological process: SMAD protein signal transduction; BMP signaling pathway.
GAUAAGAGGUGGGAGCAGGCAGCGAGGGCCGAUAAGAAGAGCGGAGGACGCUCGGGCGGCAGGGAGCCUGGGAACUGGCCGGGCGCUGUGUGCAGAGUGGCCGGCAGGACGAUGAGGGCCUGCUCUUCCCGGGCUCCUGCCCACACCCGCUAACACGAGGUGGCCAGUGGCCGUCUCCCGUCCAGGGGACCCCCGUGCUGUCCCAAGAUGUGCCUCGGGGCGCUGUGGGUGGCCCUGCCGGUGCUCUCCCUGCUGGCCUGCUCUGGGCAGGGGAAGCCUCUGGAGACCCGGGCGCGGGCGUUGGCCAGGGGAGAUGCCCGGCUGCCAGCGGCAACGGGCGGUGAACAGGAGGGAGGCACCUUCGACCUGAGGAUGUUCCUGGAGAACAUGAAGGUGGAUUUCCUACGCAGCCUCAACCUGAGCGGAGUCCCGGCCCAGGACAAAACCCAAGCAGAGCCGCCGCAGUACAUGAUCGAUCUGUACAACAGAUACACCACCGACAAGUCGUCCACCCCUGCGUCCAACAUCGUGCGCAGCUUCAGCAUGGAAGAUGCUGUCUCUGUAGCUGCCACAGAGGACUUCCCCUUCCAGAAACACAUCUUGCUUUUCAACAUCUCCAUCCCCAGGCAUGAGCAGAUCACCAGGGCAGAACUCCGGCUCUACAGCUCCUGCCAAAGCCACGAGCGCCCGUCUCAUGAGCUGAAGGGAAACGUAGCCAUUUAUGAUGUUCUGGGUGGAGCGGACACAGGGGACGCUUCUGCAGGAACCAAGGCCUUCCUGCUGUCCCAGGACAUCCGGGACGAGGGCUGGGCAACCUUCGAGAUCUCCAGGGCUGUCAAGCGGUGGGUCAGGGCCGACUCCACCAAGAGCAAAAAUAAACUGGAAGUGGCAGUGCGGAGUCACAGGAAAGGCUGCCACAAGCUGGAUAUCAGCGUCCCCCCCGGCUCCAGGAACCUGCCCUUCUUCGUCGUCUUCUCCAAUGACCGCACCAAUGGGACCAAGGAGACCCGGCUGGAGCUCAGGGAGAUGAUCGGCCACGAGCAGGAGAGUGUGCUGAAGAAGUUGUCCACCCACAGCCCAGAGGCGGGGGGGAGCAAGGGCGAGGGGGGCGUGGGAAGCCACAUGGCCACGGGGUCAUCCUUAGCCAGACGGAAGAGGAGCGCUGGGGCCAACAACCACUGUCAGAAGACCUCCCUGCGAGUGAACUUCGAGGACAUCGGCUGGGACAGCUGGAUCAUCGCGCCCAAGGAGUACGAUGCCUACGAGUGUAAGGGGGGCUGCUUCUUCCCGCUGGCCGAUGACGUGACCCCGACCAAGCACGCCAUUGUGCAGACCCUGGUUCACCUCAAGUUCCCCAUGAAGGUGGGCAAGGCUUGCUGUGUGCCCACCAAACUGAGCCCCAUCUCCAUCCUCUACAAGGAUGACAUGGGGGUCCCCACCCUCAAGUACCACUAUGAAGGGAUGAGUGUGGCAGAGUGUGGGUGCAGGUAGUGCCGCCUGCGGGCAGGGAGACCAGGUUGGAGGGGCGUAAGGAGCGGUCCUGCGACAGGGAUGAGGUCCAUUUGCAUUCCAGCCUGGAGAAGGAAAGGGAACUGUCACACCCUCCAGGUAGAGCCUGCUCUCCCUCUCAGGGCCGCCCCCCACACACCGCUGGGUUUCACGCAGGGGAGGCAAUGGCAGGGAGGUAAGGGCCUGGAGAGAACAGGGCCACCCGAAAGGGUUGUUGGGGUGGAAAGGGAGAUGACAACAGGGGAACAAGAAAAAAAAAAAUA